Molecule: messenger RNA, 1841 nt
Organism: Orbicella faveolata
Lineage: Eukaryota; Metazoa; Cnidaria; Anthozoa; Scleractinia; Merulinidae
Source: RefSeq, a predicted model, not a curated record
AAUUUCAAAAUUUGUACACACUGUCAGGUCAAUUUACAAAGUUUGCUAGGUAUUGUAUUACAAUGUCACAUGAGUACACACAAUACUUCAACAUGCAUAACUCUGGAUUCAUUAAUUUGUGUUGUGUUUCAUCUUUUAGAGCAAAAUUGAAAGUGGAGAGUUCAUUCUUGGUGAAAUGAUUGUCCCCCAAACAUUCAAAAAGGUGUUGCUGACAAAGGAAGGUACCCUUAAGACUGAAAGAUUUACCGUAUCUGGCCAUAAGAUCCCUCUCCUAGAAAUAAGGACACGCAUGCUAAAAGAGCAGGAAUCCCUUGGCUUACUACGAAUUCACAAUGAUGACUACUAUGCUGCCAUGACAGAUGCUGAAGUCAGAUCCAGACUUAUUCAGCUUGGUGAGGAUGCCAACACAGGGGAAGAAAGUGAAAUUGAGUCUAAAGAGAGAUUAAAAGCAAUGGAAAGAAAGCGGCACCUCAUGGUUUGAGGUGACAACUCAACCCUUCUCAACCAUGGUCAACUUCUACUGACAGUUAAUUCAGUAUAUGAUGAGGCCAUAUAUUACACCAAUGAAGAAAUGAAAGCAAAAGGCAAAGGAGACAUUGAUGUACAGUCUGUAGUUGAAAGACCCCAAGUCUACAUUCUGGGGAGAUGUGGUUCCUCUGAAGUUGAUCAGCUAGCCUACAUUAACACCAGAAAGGCCUGUUUACAGAGUAUGAACAUUAAAAUCACCACUUCAAAUGGAGUUGAGAUUACUGAUGUAAUGCGCUUUUUUCAUGGAGAUGGCCCCGAGCAACAAUUUGAGGCUGGAGAACAGAAAGGGGGAAAUGCUGGAUGUGCAAGUUGCAGUGGUGAUGCAAGAAAGUACAAAGACCUCGCAGUUUCUCUUUGCAAACCUCACCUUACUCUCUCAGAACGGUUGAGGAAAGUUCUACAGGGGCCUGCUGGGAAAAAUAAAAGGAAUGCUGGUUUGAAGCCAUUUAAAGAUCUUCGCUUAGAAGAGUUGAGAAGUGAAUGCAGAGCCCGAGGCCUCGAAACUGAUGGACAAAAGAAGGACCUUCAGGAAAUUCUCAAAGAAGAGAUUGGUGGAAUUCAACGGGUGCCAGCAAUGAUGUUCUUUGACCAAGAGAAAACACUAGCAGACCUUGGUUUAGGAAACUAUGAAGUCUUACCUACAGAGCCUCUUCAUGAUGUUAAGGAACACAUUGCCAAUGUUCUCACUGAGUUACCUUCACACCUUGAAAAAGAUGAAAAAAUUGCAUUUCAGGACAUCAUUGAGUGUUCAUUUGCUGGAAAGGAAAAGCUACGUGGCUGUGAUUAUCGACUUGCAGCUGUCAUAGUGGCUCAAUACUUAAGAGGUAAUGAUCAAAACAUUUUACAGACUAAAGCAGAUCUCACAAUAAUGAUAAACAAUUUUUGAGUUCUUUUUUUCUAUUUGGUGAUGGCCAUCCUUUUUGAUAUUUAGCAGCAUAUGGUGAGGACACAGAGGCUGUUCAUACUAUUAUGUUGUUUAAGGAUAUUUGAGAAUUUCAUUUAUAUGUUUGUGUUUAGAACUUUCACAGCUAUUAAUAAAACAAAAUAAUACAAAUGUCAGUUGAGGAACAAUAUGAAACAAUGGAAGUAGAAUUAUUUUGUUACGAUAACUCUUACAGUAGUGAGUGCUAGCCAGACAAUUGACUACAGUACAAUGUACACGAGCACGUAGUCAGGAAAUUAUAGUCUGACUAGUCAUACAAUAAUAACUUACAGCACAGAUUGUGCUCCAAGAUAGAGUCAUGUAUUUGUUGUAGUUUAAAAUGAAGUCCAGGUCAAUAUUAUUUGAAACUAGUUUGAUUUGUAUUUUCCUU